AUGGCCUCCUCUAUAUUCAAAGUAUCUUCUGUCUUAGUUAAUUCUUCAAAGAAUUUGCGUUGCGUUGUUCGACUGAUUGAUAAGCGGAACUUCACCACCACAAAUGUCGUCGCGAGGAAAGAACGGGACACGAUGGGGGAGCUGGACGUGCCGGACGACAAACUGUACGGAGCGCAAACCGUGCGCUCCAUUAUGAACUUCCCCAUUGGGGGCAUUGAGGAGCGGAUGCCGUACCCAGUUAUUGUUGCUAUGGGAAUAUUGAAGAAGGCAGCUGCAAAGGUCAAUAUUGAAUAUGGUCUUGACAAGAAAGUUGCCGAAGCAAUCAUGCAAGCGUGCGACGACGUUAUAUCUGGCAAGUUGUACCGCGAGGGUCACUUUCCACUGGUCAUCUGGCAGACUGGAUCCGGUACACAGAGCAAUAUGAACACUAAUGAGGUAAUUGCGAACCGAGCCAUCCAAAUACUAGGCGGCAAGCUCGGCAGUAAGGACCCUGUCCAUCCAAAUGACCAUGUGAACAAGUCCCAAAGCUCCAACGACACUUACCCAACGGCCAUGCAUAUAGCUGUGGCCAUGGAGCUCAGGGAUAGGCUCAUGCCGGGUCUGGUGUGCCUGAGGGACACGCUGGCUUCCAAGUCUAAGGAGUUUGAGAAGAUUAUCAAGAUCGGCAGAACGCACUUGAUGGACGCCGUGCCGCUGACGCUCGGGCAAGAGUUCUCCGGCUACGCGACGCAGCUCACGUACGGCAUCGAGCGCGUGUGCAGCACUCUGCCGCGCCUGCACUACCUGGCGCUGGGCGGCACCGCCGUCGGCACCGGCCUCAACACCCGCGUCGGCUUCGCCGAGAAGUGCGCCAAGGAGAUCGCCAAUUUAACCGGUAUUCCAUUCGAAUCUGCACCAAACAAGUUUGAGGCGUUAGCCUGCCACGACUCGAUGGUGGAAGUCUCUGGAGCUCUUAAUACUAUUGCUGUAUCUCUUAUGAAGAUCGUAAACGACAUCCGUCUUCUAGCUUCUGGCCCAAGAUGUGGUCUCGCUGAAUUACUUCUGCCAGAGAAUGAACCGGGUUCAUCUAUCAUGCCAGGCAAAGUGAACCCGACGCAGUGCGAGUCGCUGACGAUGAUAGCGGCGCAGGUGAUGGGCAACCACGUGGCCUGCAGCAUCGGCGGCAGCAACGGCCACUUCGAGCUCAACGUGUUCAAGCCGAUGAUCGUCGCCAACGUGCUGCGCUCCAUACGCCUGCUCGGCGACGGUUGCCAGGCGUUCAACAAGAACUGCGCGGUCGGCAUCAAGGCGAACGUGACGCAAAUAGACAAGAUCAUGAAGGAGUCGCUCAUGCUCGUCACGGCCCUCAACCCGCAUAUUGGAUACGAUAAGGCCGCUCAAAUCGCGAAAACAGCGCACAAAGAAGGCGGCACACUCAAGGACACCGCUAUAAAGCUAGGCAUUCUAACCGCGGAGCAGUUUGACAAGUGGGUGCGUCCUGAGGAUAUGCUGGGACCUAAGUAGACUUGAUGAUGCACAGGAUUUAGGAUGUGUGGACCUGAUCAUGUUCGGGGGGUCGCCUUGGCGUGGUUUAGUUUUACUGUGUAAUUUAGUAACUGUAUUUUAAUAUACUAGAAAGCACAUCAUAAAAAUACCAUUUAACUUGAAAACUUCAUUCUUUUUGAAGUCUGUUGAAAACGCUUGAAAAUUUUAUUAAAAAUGACAAUUGUAGCGUAUUAUAUUCAAAUAAGUAGAAAACUUGUAACGACUUUCACUAAUUAAGGGUGUGCUAUCUACUGUAUUAAAAAUGUAUGUUUUUGUUUCAACAUAUUUUAUAAUGUUGGACAGUUUAGUAUCUGAUGAUUGCCUUAUUUAAAAGAAAUAGCAAGAGUAUUUCAAGGCUACCCCCUGGUCUAAUCGUUAUUUUAAUGGAAACACUAGAGUACAUGUAUAUUUGAUUAUAUUUUGAAGUAUGUUCCAAUAUAUUAUGUAUUUAUUGUUUUUUUUUUUUAAAGAAUAAAAAAAUGCUGAUCA
Zerene cesonia (dogface butterfly) is the source of this 2013-nucleotide messenger RNA. RefSeq names its product fumarate hydratase, mitochondrial-like. The transcript has 11 exons. Gene Ontology annotation, molecular function: fumarate hydratase activity. Gene Ontology annotation, cellular component: mitochondrion; tricarboxylic acid cycle heteromeric enzyme complex. The record is from RefSeq and is a predicted model, not a curated record. Bases 1 to 1503 code for a protein of 500 amino acids. NCBI's taxonomy places the organism in Eukaryota, Metazoa, Arthropoda, Insecta, Lepidoptera, Pieridae. Gene Ontology annotation, biological process: fumarate metabolic process; tricarboxylic acid cycle; malate metabolic process.